CUGACAAAAGUUAUUUAACAAAUACAACGGCGCCGAUAGCGAAGCGAAGAGAGAUGAGUCUGACAAGCUGGAUAGCAUCCUGGUGGCUGGUCCUGGCCCUGCUGCACUCUACAAAUGCUCAAUAUCGGUCGCCAAGGAUCGUGGAAAACCCGAGCGAUACCAUCGUACCGAAAAGCGACCCGGUCACGCUGAACUGCAAGGCCGAGGGCAAACCGCCACCGGUGAUCCAGUGGUACAAGGAUGGCGACGAGGUGAAGUUGGACGCGAACCACGUCCUGCUGCCGGCCGGUUCGCUCUUCUUCCUGCGCACCGUCCACGGGAAGAAGGAGCAGGACGAUGGGGUCUACUGGUGCGUUGCCAGCAACGUGGCCGGCAAGGUGUACAGCCGGAACGCGACGCUGCAGGUGGCAACGCUUCGGGAAGACUUCCGUGUGACACCAAAGAACACCCGGGUGGCGGCCGGGGAGACGGCCCUGCUCGAGUGUAGCCCACCCCGGGGCAACCCGGAACCGACCGUUAGCUGGAAAAAGGGCGACAUCUUCCUCGAGCUGGACGAUUAUCGCAUAUCGAAGGAGCUGGCCCGGAUCCGGAUCGUGGACGGUGGGAACCUGAUGAUCAGCGACGUCCGGCCGGGCGACGGUGGCCUUUACCAGUGCAUCGCCCAAAAUAUGGUCGGCUCGAGGGUGAGCCCGCUGGCCCAGCUGACCGUGCAGGUCAAGCCUUACUUUAUCGCGCGGCCCGCCAAUGCAACGGUCCUCGAGGGUCACCGGGUCCAGUUCCAGUGUGCGGUCGGAGGCGACCCGGCCCCGCAGAUCCUGUGGAGCAAAAAGGACGGCCACAUCCCGGUCGGUCGGGCGGAAAUAGCCGAGGAGGACAAGAGCCUCAUCAUCCGGAACGUCACCGCCGACGAUCACGGGCUGUACGCGUGCGAGGCCCGCAACUCGGUCGGCUUCAUCGACGAACGGGCCAUGCUGAUCGUCUACACUCCACCGGUGUUCAGCGUGAGACCGCAGGACCAGAAGGCGACCGUCAACGGGGUGGCCACGUUCAAGUGUUCCGCCAGCGGCAACCCGGCGCCGUCGGUGUUCUGGACGCGUGAGGGCUCCCAGACGCUGAUGUUUCCGAACAACAGCUACGGCAACAUGCACGUGUCCGGCCAGGGCUCGCUGCAGAUCCGGGGCGUGGAGCGGGAGGACGACGGCUACUUUGUCUGCUCGGCGCUCAGCGUGGCGGGCUCCGUCACCGGGCGGGUCUACUUGCAGGUGACAUCGCCGAUCGAUAGCAUUCCGGCGCCGUUGCUGCAGCAAGUCCCCUCGAACCAGACGCUACCGGCCGGAACGAAGGCAACGCUACCCUGCCGAGGCUCACCGGCCACCGGACCGAUUUCCGAUGCGACCGACGCUACUCCGCGCUGGGAGCGCGACGGAGGUACCACCAGUCUUCAGAGUCUUCGCCCGGGAAGACGCUUUAAGUUUCUCGCCGGCGGAUCAUUGCGGAUCGAUGAUCUUCAACCGGAAGACAGUGGCUGGUACCGGUGCAGCAUCCGACAAGACGGCCACGAGUACUCCUGGGCGGCAUAUCUGAAUGUCGAUAACAAUCUGCCGCCGCAGUCGCAGCAGCUGUUCAACGCGGAACUGCUCCCCUCGGCACCGGGCCAACCGAAGGCGGCCAACAUCACCAACACGAACGUGACGCUGAUCUGGGCCCGCGGCCAGGACAAGCUACGCACGAACGCGAUCGCCAGCUACACGAUCGAGUACCACAGCACCAGCGAUGGAGGAACGGGCGGUAGUUGGCGGGUGGCGCUACGCCAGAUAGCGGGCAACACGGCCACGGUGACGGGCCUGGUGCCGGAAACGGGCUACAUCUUCUCGGUGCGGGCCGAGAACGGGAUGGGCUUCUCGGCCCCGUCGCCAGUUUCCGGCCUCAUCCGGACGCUAGCAUCCGACGAUCGGGUCACCAUCCCGGAGGAGCUCGAACAGGCCCGGGUAGUGCUGGCCGGCAAGAUCCUAGAGCUGAUCGAUAUCAUUGCCCUGACGUCGACGUCGGUGCGGCUCGAGUGGCAGCUACAGGUCGGUGGGUCGGAGGAGUACAUCGAAGGGUUCUACGUGCGGUACCGCGAUCUGGACAGCGACGUGCGGCUCUACAGCAUGCUGCCGAUUCCGAAUAGCGAAACCGAGAGCCACAUCAUUACGAACCUAAACAAGUACACGCGCUACGAGUUCUUCCUGUCGCCGUACUUCAAGAACCUGGAGGGUCAGCUGAGCAACGCGCGCAUCGUACGCACGCUCGAGGACAUGCCGACGGGGCCACCGACGGGGAUUCAGGCCGGUAUGCUCAACUUGACCGCGGGCUGGGUGCGGUGGGGGCCGCCGGCCCGCGAGCACCAGCACGGCGAACUGGUAGGCUACAAGAUCCAGGUCAAGUCGGGCAACAACGCGUCGAAACUGCUGGCGCAGAUGACGCUGAACGCGACGACCACCUCGGUGAUGCUGAACAACCUGACGACCGGCGCGAGCUACACGGUCCGCGUCGCCAUGUUCAACCGGCUCGGCAUGGGCCCGUUCUCGAAGCCGCUCUACCUCGUGAUGGACCCGGCGUUCGUGAUCGUGCCGCAGGGUGUCCACAACGGCCAGCACUACGGCGGCGCCGACUACGACGAGCGGCUCCGGCCGGGGCACGGGGGGCAUCCGCACCAGCAUCAGGCGCACGGCUUCCUGCACGAGACGUGGUUUAUGAUCUUCGUCGUGUUCUCGCUGCUGGUCAUCCUGAUCGUAACGAUCGUCGCAGGCGUGGUGAUCUUCCGGCGCCGCCAGACGCUCGGACGCAAACCGGUCGUCACCGUGCCGACGGUGCUGGGUGGGGCCCGCCGCGGGGACAUCGCCAACCUGACCAUGCCACGCAAGGACGGCAUCUGGAUCGAUCGGGGCUGGCGGACCUGCGACACCGACAAGGAUUCGGGCCUCAGCUCGAUCAAACUGCUGGAGGGAACGCAGGGAGGUCACCACACGUAUCCGCUCCCGGAUGGAGGUGGAACGGACUACGCCGAGGUCGACCCCCGAGGGCUUACGUCGUUCUACAAUCGGAAGUCACCCGAAAGUCCGACGCCGUACGCGACGACGAUGAUCAUUAACGGGUUGCCGCGGAGCGAGAACGGUGAUCUCGGUUACCAGGGCGGUCACGACACCUUUUCGUCCACCUCGUCCAGUUUCCGCUCGUUCUACGGGUACCCGCGGCCACUGAACACCAACAACGUUCCUCCGAAUUGGGUCGACUACCUGCCGCCGCCACCGGAGCAUCCACCGCCGGUGCCGCAGGUGCCGCUGGACGGAAGCCAUCACCACCUGAUGAACCAUCACCACGUGUACCCGUCGGAGCUGAUCGGGACGCUCAACACCUCGCAGUCCUCGCAGAGCUACUGUUCGCGGCGCACGAGCGGCUACAAGUGAGGGCCGGGGUACCGCCCCGGCUGGUAGGCAGUCCGAAUACCGCCACACACUUCUUCAACUAACCAAACAAAACCGAAAGCAGCACAAACAUUCGAACAAACAUGGGACCCCCCAGGGGAGGUCCGUCGCGUCAACCUCGCGCAGGGACGCCGCAAACUAGUUGCGGAUGCCGCGGACAUCGCGUUCUCGCGCCCAGUGCUCUGCAGGAACCCCGCCUUUGGCGGCCCUGUUUUCUGUAGAUAGUCGCGUCGCCCCACAGCACGUAGAGAGAGAGUUUCUUUUUGGGAAGCCGGCUUCCUGCCGGGGUCCUGCUGAGGCCCGAGCGGUCGCGCGCGACGGCGCGCAAACGGCCAGCGAUAGAAGAUCCCCAAGGGAUUAUCGUGUACAGUGUAGAACUUCUCCCGCGGAUGAUGGAGCGCCGCCACGAUGAAGAGGGGCGCACGCGAAACAUGAUGUUUAUGAUGCCGCCGCCAGUCGGCGAAACGAAACGAAGAAUCGACGCACCACCAGCGCACGACACUCAGAUCUCUGUCUCUCACGGCUUUCCCGCGGCUCGAAAGCCGGGGAGCGAUGGGGACACAAUCUCGCCGCGACGAUCGGUGAUCGUGAUCGCGAAAUGGGCUGCCAUUUGCUGCUGCCGCCCGGAAGCAAGGGGAGAUGCAGUCCGCUCAAUGAAAGUAGUUUUAUCACCACCCGCGAUGUGUAACGACACCCCCAAGUAGCCGCCGUGUCUGGGCCGGCCGGCAAAGCAUGAUGUGUCCCCAUGUAGUAGUUACAGAUGGU
Anopheles cruzii is the source of this 4232-nucleotide messenger RNA. RefSeq names its product roundabout homolog 2-like. Gene Ontology annotation, biological process: dendrite self-avoidance; axon guidance; homophilic cell-cell adhesion. The transcript is spliced from 12 exons. NCBI's taxonomy places the organism in Eukaryota, Metazoa, Arthropoda, Insecta, Diptera, Culicidae. Gene Ontology annotation, cellular component: plasma membrane; axon. Gene Ontology annotation, molecular function: cell-cell adhesion mediator activity. The record is from RefSeq and is a predicted model, not a curated record. The coding region runs from base 54 to 3449 and encodes 1131 amino acids.